Aspergillus niger is the source of this 789-nucleotide messenger RNA. RefSeq lists its product as hypothetical. NCBI's taxonomy places the organism in Eukaryota, Fungi, Ascomycota, Eurotiomycetes, Eurotiales, Aspergillaceae. The coding region runs from base 1 to 789 and encodes 262 amino acids. The transcript has 2 exons. The record is from RefSeq and is a predicted model, not a curated record.
AUGUCGACAUCUUCCAACAACCAUGAUGUUGUCUACCACGCCCAUGAAUAUGACCCUCGCAGCGACUCAGCACCAACAGCGACAGAACUCACCAUCCAGGCGAGGGUAGGUCUAGCUCUUGGUAUACUAGGAGCAAUAAUGCUCACCAUAAUCCUCACAACCCUCAUCGUCCUCCGAAUACAGCGCGGUCCAAGCAUCACUCUCCGGACACUCUUUUCCCGAAAGCCCAUUCCACCGAGGGAAGGAGACAGGGGGCGGUUAUCAUUAUCGCCGUCUUCGAAUAUUCCUUGUUCUUCUUCAUCAGAUGAAGAAUCUCAGCCACCGCCGGCAUACACCCACACCCACCCGUUGUCAGAACCGAUACCGGGAACCAAAGGAGAUAGUAUCGUCCAACAACCACAACAAGCACAUCUACCCCCCUCCCUUCGAAAAGAACUCAAUCUCCACAUCGAUACAAGCCAUACACCUACUACUGCUAUUGCUACUACGAAACCUAAACCAACACCCCUCAGGACAAUGUCUGAUACAGCGAUCCUUAGAUCAUCAUCAUCUGAGAAAGAUAAAGAGGCGCGUUCGACGUUAGAGGUGCAGAUCCACCACCAUAAUCACCCGUAUUACAAUCGACUGAGAACGGGGAGCCCUAGGUCACCUGCAGGCAGCGGUAGUGGCAAUCGAUCAGACAGAUUGUGUCCGCCGGACGAGUAUGCAGUCCCGCCGGAUAGUCCUGACGUGAUUGUUUUGCCGUCGCCGAGGGAGUUGCAGAAGUUUAGGAUUAAUGUUUAUCGAUAG